CCCCGACUGCAUGUCUGUCGAUCAGAAGAAAAAGCGCCUACAAAACUCCGGCGCCUGUGUCUCGCUGGAGAAGAAGGCGUGUAUCGAAAUGUUUGACACAUGGUCGAGCCAUGAGCAAGUGGACUUCCUCUGCAAUAUCUUGUCAAGAAUGUCUCACUUCCAGCAGAGUCAAGUGAACAACCUGCUAGAGCCACUUUUGAAAAGGGAUUUCAUUGUGUCCUUCCGAACGCAUGGAGUAUCUCACAUCGCGGAACACAUCUUGUCUCAACUAGACGCCUCGACAUUACUGUCUGUGGAGAUGGUCUCUCGAGGGUGGCAGUGGAGUGUUGCCAAGUAUCAGUUGUGGCGGCGUUUGAUUGCUCGUCGUGUGGCAUCUGACCCGGUGUGGUAUGGUCUUGCCGAACGCCGCGGUUGGUUGGAACUAAUCCAUCUGAGCGAUGCCACCCACUUACCCGUCGCCUUGGAACAACGGCGGAUUGCAGCAGGUUCACGGCACAAACCCGAAUUCCCCUUACUCUCGGACUCCACAUCAAAUAAUGCUUGCAAUGGGGACGCGAAGUCACACACGGGAGACGAAUCCAAAUCGCCCUGUCCCAAUGCGAUCUGUCAAUGCAGUACCGCCACCCUUGGUAGGCCAACUAUACUAUGUGGCGACUACGCGUUGGCCCAAACCCGUUUGACUCCAUUAAGCCUCGUAACGGGACGUGAACAGACCGUUGAGGUCGCACUAGCGACUGCUGCCACUGUGCGCUCUGCGGGUUGCCAUGACACACCCCAGCGAUCUCAUGGCAAUUCAUUCACGCUCGACGCAGACCGAAACGAUUGUGCCUCAGCUGAGACGAUAAUGUUUGCUCACCGGUUUUACAAACAGCUCUAUCCGCGUGUCAUCAGAGAGAUCAAGCGCGUCGAGGACAACUGGGCACGAGGCAAUUAUCACCUCACACGCAUUCCAUGUCGGAGUGAUGUGACCAAGGGUGUGUACUGUUUACAGUACGACAAGGAGAAAAUAGUCAGCGGACUGAGGGACGACACGAUCAAAGUUUGGAGACGGUUGGAUGCGAAUGCCUUUCCAUUACAUAGCCGUCGAUCGACACAGCCCAACGCUGGCAGACCAGCGAGUGAUUCUCGCGCGGGAGCCAUGGUUGUCGCUCCUGUUGCCGCUGGUGCCGGUCACAAUGAUCCCGAUCCUGGGGCAGAGGAUGACCGACCUGGAGCAGCGGCCAAUCGGCAUGCCGAUGGAAACGGAGCUGCUGGCGCUGUUGCUGCCAACGAAAAUUUCCCGACGGAUGCUAGUACCGAUGGUUAUCACUGCACACAAGUUCUGGAAGGACACACAGGCUCCGUACUGUGCCUACAGUACAUUGGAAACCUCCUGAUAAGCGGCUCAAGUGAUACCACGGUUCGCCUGUGGGAUCUGUCCGUUGGACGUUGCUUGAACGUGAUUAAUCAUCACACAGAAGCUGUCUUACACUUGCGGUUUCGCAACAACGUCCUCGUCACAUGCUCUAAGGAUCGCAGCAUCGCUGUUUGGGACAUGGGUCCAUGGCCCCGGGAUGUGCAACUGCGUCAGGUUCUCGUGGGACACCGCGCUGCUGUUAAUGUUGUUGAUUUCGACGAAAAGUACAUUGUCUCCGCAAGCGGUGAUCGUACCAUUAAGGUUUGGGCCACAGAUACCUGCGCCUACGUGCGGACGCUCACUGGACAUAGACGCGGAAUCGCAUGUCUGCAAUACCGCGAUCGCCUUGUCGUUUCGGGUAGUUCGGACAACACCAUUCGCAUAUGGGAUAUUGAAACCGGUGUUUGUUUCCGUGUUCUUGAAGGACACGAAGAACUGGUGCGAUGUAUCCGAUUCGACUCCAAGCACAUCGUUUCUGGCGCUUAUGAUGGAAAAAUCAAAGUAUGGAGUUUGAAACACGCGCUCGACCCACGAUCCAAGCCCAGCCAGUUGUGUAUCCAUACGUUGCAACAACACACUGGUCGUGUAUUUCGUUUGCAGUUUGACGACUUCCAGAUUGUCUCCUCCUCUCACGAUGACACCAUUUUGAUAUGGGAUUUUGUGAGGCCAUCAGCUGGUAUGGACGAACGUGAUGAUGGCUUUGACGAUGGGACACAUCCAGUCCAUCCGGUAGCCCAAGUCAAUAAUUGCCUUUGUGCAGCACCUAGUUUGCCGAACCAGUCUACUCCAGCACCUGCGGAGGUCAGAGCUGCUCCAGAUGGGAAUGCUGCAUCCGGACAGGCCGGAUCCUUCCCAACACAAAUGGCAAUAUCCAGCAAUGACUCCCCACGUUCGCAUCCGAACUGCAUUGAAAUGGAAAGUGAGUUUGUUUCUCCGGGAACUUCGAAUGUUCGGUCGACCAUCAACGCUCCAGCUAGAAGUUCACCCAUACGUGCCCCUUCCUUACAUGGUGCGACUCCUGCCGGGCAUCCGGUAGAUGAGGCAAAUGACAGCGCGACUCGAAACAGUCCAAACACUCGACGACCCUCCGUUCCUUUCCGUAACCUGUAUUUAGACAGAUGAACGCAGAAUUGAUGUCCGCAUUCUCUAUCUCUUUUUGACCAAUAGAGCAAGUUUACCAACACGUACACUAUCCUGUUAUACCCUGCGUUUACCAAUGUGUGUUCAUACGUACAUCGUAUUGCCGGUUACCAUGCGGCUGUUAUGCCCGAGCUAGAACAUUCUCAAUUCGUCCAUACACUCACCACCCUCAUCAUGUCCAUUUUAUCUAAUCGUUGUACCCGCGGUCAAAGUUUUGAUGGAUCUGUUGGUGAAAUGAUGCUAGGUCACUUAUGCAUUUCUUUUCGCUCUAUCACCGCGAGACUGUGAUCUCAGGCUGCCUUAUUUUCUUUUCGUGUUCCCCUUCGUUUCGCUACGAGUUUCGUGUCGUUUCGCUCUAUGAAUGUGUGUGCACAACAGACUCGAACGGCCGAGUUCGAAAUUAUUUUUCUGUGCAACUUCGACUGCUCUGCUCUUCUUGUCUCCAAUCGAACGCGUUUUCAUCGCAUACUGAUUUGUCGACAGCACUCACCAUAGCAAUGUGAAUCAGCUUCGGCCACCGUUUCACCUCAGCCAACAUACUGCACAUGUCGAUCUAUUUGUGUAAGGAUACGUGUUUGUCCCUUUAACACUGGACUGCUUAGCCCGGUACAAUGUUUGGUGUUGCCCAUUCACGUCAGAAUCGUCGUGUGGGGUUGCAUGCCGACCGUGAGAAGAAGGUGGUUCUAACUCUGGUCCCAAUCUGAUUGGUUGUAUUGUACGUGCCGUUGUCUAUAAAUGGGAUUUCAGCAAUUUGUCAAUCUGUUCAGUAUUUCUACUGCCGUGGGAGGGUUCAACUGUGAUCGGAAUGGCAACUCGCUUGGUUUGUCAGUUGGUCAUUAGCG
Molecule: messenger RNA, 3378 nt
Organism: Opisthorchis viverrini
Lineage: Eukaryota; Metazoa; Platyhelminthes; Trematoda; Opisthorchiida; Opisthorchiidae
Exons: 7
Coding region: 11-2518 (835 amino acids)
Molecular function (GO): protein dimerization activity
Source: RefSeq, a predicted model, not a curated record